AGUCGGACCCGCGAGCGGAAGGAGGCACGAGACACCGGGCGCUUCCUUUCAUUCGCUGCAUUCCUUGAUCCUUCCUCUGCUCUGCCGCAAUAAAAGAACAUCAGCGAGCUGCAGCCAUGGAGCGUCCCGCAGUCCGCGGCACUCAGGCUCCCUUCCCCGCGGCUCCCACGUCCCUCUCGGGCUGGGCAGCCCGCGAGCGAACAACGGCCCACGGCGGCAGUGACGCCGCCCUGUGGAGACCCUGGAUCCCGUCCCGCGUGGAUGCGCAGAGGUGCAGUCUCAGGAGCACAAUGGCAUCUCCUUAUGGCAGAAGCGUGGUACCGUGGGCCAGUUCAGCCGGAGGCAAAAUGCACUCGUUCCAGCACCCUGUAAGACUCUUCUGGCCCAAGUCAAAGAGUUUUGACUACCUCUACAGUGACGGGGAGGUGCUGCUGAGAAACCUUCCCGUUCAGGCUACCAUCAGCUUUUACGAUGAGUCAGACAGUGAGGAUGAUGAGGAUGAUGAGGAGUGGGACGAAGAGGAUCACAGCGACUCCGGAAGCUGCCGGAAGCCACAAAUCACCGACUAACUGAGCUCCAGGUUGACUGAUUCUGCACGCAGCCUCCGAUCACCUUUCCGGGCUGGACUCAGGCGAGCUGCUGCACCAGCUGGUCAACAGGAUUCUCAUGGAGAUGAGCCAGGCUGGCAGAAGAAGAAGGAGAUCUUAGCCGAGCACAACCCACGUUUCUCCAUAUUACUGCGGUCAGGAACACUGUCAAGCCUGUUGCUAACUACAGUGUUAGAGAGCACAAGAGCAAUAUGAAUUCUUUCAUUCACCAAACCCAGUGACUUAGGUUUUACAUCCUCAAAACGCAGUUAUCUUGGAUGCUGAAAAACGGUGGUAAAUGAAUUGCAGGACUGAUGCAGAUCUUCAUACAAUCUGCUGGUGUGAACUGUUUCAGUUUGUUCACCUUCGUAUCUCUUUUUGAAAUUAAGAAAAUCGUUAUUCUAAUGUCUGCUCUUUUCUGGACAGUUCUCCCGCAGUGAAGCGCUAUUGCUAAUGCAAUGCAUGCUGGGAAUUGCACGGUUGCAUAACAUGAAAUCCCAUAUUGGGAUGAUGAUAUAGUUUCCUUUUAAUCUCAGGGUUUUGUUUUUGUUUGUAUAUAGACCCUUCACUCUCUCCCAUUUGUAUUUUAUUCUGGUUUCUAACUUAUAAUGUAAAAUAUGUAUUUAUAUGUAAGUACUUUUUUAUACAUUA
This is a messenger RNA of Scleropages formosus (Asian bonytongue), 1238 nucleotides long. It is a transcript of the gene ripply1, whose product is annotated as ripply transcriptional repressor 1. Gene Ontology annotation, biological process: negative regulation of transcription by RNA polymerase II; embryonic pattern specification. NCBI's taxonomy places the organism in Eukaryota, Metazoa, Chordata, Actinopteri, Osteoglossiformes, Osteoglossidae. Gene Ontology annotation, cellular component: nucleus. Bases 117 to 569 code for a protein of 150 amino acids. The record is from RefSeq and is a predicted model, not a curated record. The transcript is spliced from 4 exons.